GCGCGGCCCAGGGACACAGCGGAUCAUGGAAAGAGCCAAAGAUGUCGGCUUGGUCAUGUGAUCAGCUGUGUCCAAUCACAGCUGAUCACAUGGGACAGGUACACUGAUCAUCAGGGCACUGAUGAUCAGUGUGCCCUGAUGAUCAGUGUGGCCCCAGAAGUGCCACCUGUCAGUGCUCAUCAGUGCCACGUGCCAGUGCCCAUCAGUGCCAUAUCAAUGCCACAUAUCAGUGCAUACCAGUGCACAUCAAUGCCACAUAUCAUUUCCCAUCUGAGCUGCCUUUCAAUGUCACCCAUCAGUGCCAGUCAGUGCCACCUAUCAAUGCCAAUCAGUGCCACCUAUCAGUGCUGCCAAUCAGUGCCACCUAUCAGUGCCAGUCUGUGUCGCCUAUCAGUGCCAGUCAGUGCCGCCUAUCAGUGCCAGUCAGUGCCACCUAUCAGUGCUAGUCAGUGCCGCCUAACAGUGCCGGCCAGUGCCGCCUAACAGUGCCAGUCAGUGCUGCCUAUCAGUGCCAUAUAUCAGUGUCAUGUAUCAGUGCUGCCUUUCAGUGCCCAUCAGUGAUGCCUGUCAAUGCCCAUCAGUGGCACCUACCAGUGCCUCCUCAUCAGUG
This is a messenger RNA of Staurois parvus, 610 nucleotides long. The record is from the annotation of a GenBank genome assembly. Lineage: Eukaryota; Metazoa; Chordata; Amphibia; Anura; Ranidae.